UUUCACACACAUACACACCAAUGUCGGCUGGCAAGCUUCCCCAACUCAUCGGCUACGGCAUUGACGCAGUUGCGCGCGUCCUCCCCUGCGAGGCGUUCGUCAACUCGUAUCUGCAGACUCUCACUGUCGGCAAGCUCACCGUCAUCUCCCCUUCUGGCGCGACCACGGUCUAUGGCGAUGCCAACGAGAAGGUCUUCAAGGCAACCCUCACCAUCAAGAACGCCAACUUUUACAAGCGCUCGGCACUCAAGGAAUCGAUCGGCCUCGGCGAGUCGUUCAUGGACGGCGACUGGGAGUGCGACGACCUCGUCUCGUUCUUUUGCAUUGUCGUCGAGAACAUCAAGGCCGGCAAAAAGUACAACAACAGCCUGGUUGGCCGCGGUAUCAACACUGCCGUUGCCUCUGCCACCGGCUGGCUGCGAUGGCUGAUGACCAACAGCCCUUCGCUCUCCCUUGCGAACGUCCAAGCACACUACGACCUCGGCAACGACUUUUACCAACUGUGGCUUGACAAGGACUUUAUGGCUUACACUUGCGCCCUCUACCUCACCCCCAAGGACACCCUGGAGAAGGCACAGGCAAACAAAAUCCACCUCAUUAUCAAAAAGCUCCAGCUCAAGCAGACCGACCGCUUGCUCGACCUCGGUUGCGGCUGGGGCGGCCUCGCCCUGGAGGCUGCUCGCAAGGUCGGCUGCCGCGUCCUGGCUGUCAACCUCUCCAAGGAGCAGAUUGAGUUUGCUCGCAAGCAGGCUGCCAAGGAGGGCUUGUCCCACCUCUGCGAGUUCCGUCACGCCGACUACCGCACCAUCAACCCGGAGGCGGACGGUUUGUUUGACAAGAUCAGCUCGGUCGGCAUGCUCGAGCACGUCGGUCACUACGACUUGCCCACCUUCUUUGCCACCUGCAACCGCGCGCUCAAGCCGAACGGCAUCCUCGUGACCCACUGCAUCACCUACAUUGACUCGCGCUACGAGCAGUACCUCAAGGAGACUGACUUUACCAAGAUUUACAUCUUCCCUGGCUCGGACAUUCCCUCGCUCACCGCUCUCAUCAACGCCGCCACUGCCUCUGCCUGGACUGCCGAGCACGUCGAAAACCUUGGCUUCAACUACGGCUUGACCUGCCGCGAGUGGCGUCGCCGCUACAAUGCCAAGAUCCAGGAGGUCGAGGCCAUGGGCUACCCCAAGUCCUUCCAGCGCAUGUUUGACUUUUACCUUGCAUGGGCCGAGGCUGCGUUUGUCAGCAAAAAUUUGCACUUGCACCAGGUGAUCUGGAAGCGCCCGGCGUCGGAUUCUGGCUACCCUGUUGCCACAAACUUUGUGCCCCUUCACGGCCACCGUGAGUCCAUCGAAUAAGGCAAAUGCGGUCAUUGGUUCUCUAGCACUGUCAUAGACAUUGAUUCUGAUUGCCUGUCGACUGGCGACACGAUUUGUUUGUGCGAGUAUUUUGCUAUGAAUGGUUUUGUUUUGCAUAGUCUCUUUUUCUUUGUUUGAAUUUGUUUCGCUUUUUCAGCAUCAGAAUAUACGGUAGUAGUUUUUA
Capsaspora owczarzaki ATCC 30864 is the source of this 1539-nucleotide messenger RNA. Its product is annotated as cyclopropane-fatty-acyl-phospholipid synthase. The record is from RefSeq and is a predicted model, not a curated record. The transcript is spliced from 6 exons. Bases 21 to 1355 code for a protein of 444 amino acids. Lineage: Eukaryota; Filasterea; Ministeriida; Capsasporidae. Gene Ontology annotation, biological process: lipid biosynthetic process.